This is a messenger RNA of Poeciliopsis prolifica (blackstripe livebearer), 3742 nucleotides long. RefSeq names its product cell division cycle associated 2 (gene cdca2). Lineage: Eukaryota; Metazoa; Chordata; Actinopteri; Cyprinodontiformes; Poeciliidae. The record is from RefSeq and is a predicted model, not a curated record. The transcript is spliced from 14 exons. Gene Ontology annotation, cellular component: chromosome; nucleus. Bases 263 to 2605 code for a protein of 780 amino acids. Gene Ontology annotation, biological process: regulation of mitotic nuclear division; regulation of chromosome segregation.
GUGUUCUUCGGUGUAGGCUUAUUACCGAGCUGCAAUUAGGUCACCUGAGGUUGUAGUAAAACGUACUACGUCCGGUUUUCAGUGCACUGUUUAAAAAUUGUAUUCGCUGCUCCGCGGAGGGAUCUAUCAAUGGCGCUUCGCUCAACCGUGGAGGGUGAUUUGAAUGCCUCGUUGCUACACACAUAUUUUUUAAAGAAUAUUUUGUAGUUUUUUUUCGACCGUAUAUGAAUAUACAUUUAGGACGUUUUACAUAGGUUUUAAGAUGUCAGCAUGCCAGGCAGUCAGUGAAGCCCCAGUGGAGAGCGCGUCUGCCGCACAGGAAGCCUCGGCGCCGCUGAACUUCUCUGAGCUCACGCCGCGUCGGUUCGGCAUCACUAUGGAGAGUUUCAUUCCGUCCUCAUCAAACUGCAAAGACAAAUCCCGCCUCGCACAGAUAAAGGCCCGGCGAAGAUCCGGCGUCGGCGUCCGGGGCUCGCCGGAGACGAAUUCCCUCAUCCGCUUCAGGGCCCAGCAGAGGAUGAAGACCCCGCCUGCCUCACACACCCUAGAGGCCAACAGAAGUACCCCCGUCGUCCCCCAGGUCGCCUCCACGCUGAGGCAGAAGAUGGCCUCCUUCCAGAUCCUGAUGGACGUGGCGGAGAGCGACGCCACAGGACGCAUCUCCACCGGAGAUUAUCCGUCUGAUGGGCUCAGCUGCAGCGAAGAGAAAGAGAACAACCCACCAGCUGCAGGCAGCAAACCCAGGCCGCCGGCCCCCCCGGACGGCUGCAGCCUGGAGAUUAGAGAGGGGAACAUCUCCGGCCAUCACUCAAGUUUGAAGGAGCAGGAGGAUGCUUCCUGUAAACACCAAAGCCCAGGCCCACCUCCCUCUGACGACCCCUCAGCCGUUUCAGACUCCCAGCCCCUCCACAUCCCCUCUCUUCCCACUCUGCUGGAGAUGAAGCUCCCAGUAAACGCGGACGAGUCGCCUGCGGUGAAGAAGAAGAAGAAGCAGGUGCACUUCGGGGGUCCUUUAUCUCCCGAGUUCUUCGAUAAGAACUUGCCCCCCAGCACACCGUUAAAGAAGGGGGGCACCCCUGCACGGGCGGCCACCCCCGGCAGGGGCCUGCAGCCGCGCUCGGUGCUGAAGACGCCGCAGAGGAGCGACUCAGAAGACCAGCUGGAGCUUCUCAGCCUCGCUGCGUUCGGUGCUUCUCCCACGUUCUCAAUGCCUCGCAAACACAGAGUGGCGCAGGAGAGAGAGGACGGCGAGGACGGACAGAUUGUUUUCCCGUCCCUGGAGGAGAUGGACUCGGCUGCGUCGAGUGAAGCAGAUUGUCCUUUUAAUGCUCAGCUGUUAAAUUUAAACAUGGUUUUUCACGAGGAGUCGCUCUCUCAGCAUCUGCGAGAAUCCGACUCGGAACCGAACCGAACCUCUCAGACGGAUCAGUCGACGGCCGAGGAGAAGCAACUUGACGGCGACGCUGAAAGUCCGACUCCGAUCCCGUCCACCAACAGAAGAGUAAAGAACAAGGAGUCGCCUGAAAGCGAGCCUCCAGCGCGGCUCGGCAAGCAAAAGAGAAAGCAGUCAGAGGACGGCGAACCCCUGAAGAGGUCGACGCGAUCCGCUGCCAAGUCGGCCUGCAGGAAGAUGAAGGUGGCCCAGUCAGCCGCCCGCCGCUGGAAUAAGGAUGUAGAUUACUCUCUUUACGGUCCACGCGUGUACGCCUCCAAGAACCCCAUCCUGAGUCCCAUCAUGGAGAGGUCGCCCUUCAUCCAGCGGACUUCAGCCGGACAGCAGACCUUUGAGAGCCCCACAGCCACACGUCAAGGAUAUGUCAUCAACCUUCAAAUGCCAUAUGUUACUCUCCAUGGAGAGGAUUGCACAGAGGGAAACUUUUCCAUUAAAUCCGUCAGCCUUCCUAGCUGUAGCCCAGGGAGGGACAACAGGCAGCCAAGGAUUACAGCCAAGAGAGGACGGAAGAAGAGAAAGGUCAGUGUUGCUGACUGCGAGGCGCUUCGGGAGGAAAUCACAGAGCAGCAAUUAGAAGUUGACGUUUCAGAGGGAACUCUGCCGAUGCUCACCAAGAGAGAGCAACGUGAAGCCGACCUAGAAGAGCCCUCUGCUGAUAUCCUCCACACAGACUCCAGCAAAUCGGAAUACGACCCAAGUACAUUGACACCAACUUCCAGCUACGCUCCUUCAGGUGAAGACUCCGGCAAAACAGAACCAGCCAAAAAACAAGCUAAACGAGGCAGAAGGCGCCCCGCCCUGCUGGAACCACAUCAGGCAGGGGAGCAGCAACCCGACUGCGAGGGGAAUGGGAAUCAGGAGGAGGAAGGGGGACCCAAUGUGGACCUCGCCCCUUGGCAGGCUGAUUUUAAUUUUGAGGACGUGUUCAAACCUGUUGCCACCAGAGGGCAGCGCACGGUACGCCGCAGUCUGAGGAACCAGGCGAACUCCGAGCACGAAAGCACCGGACUCACCUGGGUGCCUCACACCUCCCCCGAGUCAAUCAAAGAGACUCGCAGAAGGACCCGCAACAGACGGCUCAGCGAGGCGCUGCCUGUCCAGCCGGCUCUCCCAGAGGAGACGCAGGACCGGACUCCUCAUCGAGCCAAAUGACACCAGGGAAGUCAUAAUUUCUUCAACUCGGAUCCGUUUAUCUUGAAUCGAGUCGAUUUGUCUUAGGAGACUGAUUGUUGCACAUUACUUGGAAGAAAGCAUCGACAGUUUUGUUCCCUAUGAAUUAUUUGAUCUGACUUCAGUUUCCCUCGAGUAACGAAGUCAGUCAAUACACUAAGAGCCCAAUGAUCUCUGCUGACCGCCUCCUGAUCAAUAUCACCCACUCAGCUGGUAAUCACAGUGCGUCUUCAGCCCCCCUCUGUCCCACUCUGAAGUCACUGGAUCAAGCAUCUCCUAGUCAAUACCGACUAGGUGGACAGAUAAAGAUGGCUUCAUUGCUAAUAUGUGGGAUCUGUGAUUUUAUUUCUUUUAAACUUUAAAUUUUAUUUCUUUUAAAGUGCUCAAAUAUGAAGCAGCUUUUUUUCAAAUCAUCUUCUGUCCUUGAAGUGUCCAAAUGUAAAACAGUCCAGCUGCUUCUCUUUGCAUAUGUGUUCACAUCCAGUUCCAGUAAAGCAGUUUUUCCUCUCACUUACAGCCUCAGACCUCUUCCUCUUUAGCCGGACAAACUGCUGCGUAAACGGCCGUUCAGAUUUCCAUUUCCAAACUGGUCGUGUAUUGACCCAUAACCUCGCCGACCGUCCGCCUGUUAUAGAUUCAAAUCAGCUGCUCGCCGCUUUCCCGAUCCAUCUAUCUGAGAAGAACAGAGGGAGCGGUAACAAAUUGAGUUUCAAAUUCAGUUCACAUCGGGAAAUUGGCUUCCCCCCAUCCUCCCGAAUGAUGCAUGACUGUAAUCUAUCCAUCAUUGGGUAAUUGACUACCUCCCUUCACAUCAAGUCACUCACUUGGCUGAAGGACGCUGGAGGUUUCUGGCUCUGCGGAGUAAAUGUGUGUCUCUGUGUGUGCCAAGGCCCCGUCUGUCCCCCCACCGGAAGACGGAUGGACACAAUCAUGAGCUGUAAUGUAUGGUAUGUGGAUGCAGUGUAGCAACACUGCCAUCUUGUGGACAUUUUGAUGAGUUGCACCCCAACUUAAACUAUCAAAUGUGCACUAAAUACGUCUCAGAUGCUGAAUUUAUAUUAAAUUGAUGCGGAAUAACUUUUUCACUUGUAGUAUAUAAAAAGCUUUAACAUUUGUUGA